Molecule: messenger RNA, 231 nt
Organism: Heterostelium album PN500
Lineage: Eukaryota; Evosea; Eumycetozoa; Acytosteliales; Acytosteliaceae
Exons: 4
Coding region: 1-231 (76 amino acids)
Source: RefSeq, a predicted model, not a curated record
AUGACACGAGAUACUGAAAGAGUAUUUAUAUCUGAUUUUCAACGAAUUAUACAGAGACACAUAAUGUAUCAACAGUCAAGUACAAGUUAUAGAACGCUUUCAAAAAAGGAAAAAGCAAAAAAAGAUAAACAUAAAGCUAACAAAGUUUUUGCAUUUGGUAUAGGAUUGGCAUUAGGUAAAGUUUUGAUAUCUAGAAUAUUUAAGUUACUUAAUUUCCCAGCAGAAUUCUAA